Molecule: messenger RNA, 648 nt
Organism: Microthlaspi erraticum
Lineage: Eukaryota; Viridiplantae; Streptophyta; Magnoliopsida; Brassicales; Brassicaceae
Source: the annotation of a GenBank genome assembly
AUGAGGAGUAGAGAUUGCCCACCAAUAAGCGAAGGAAAGCGAGGUGGCGAAGAAUGUUCUGCAAAUGGAUUCGGGGUUGAAAGGGAAUUGACCGUAGAGGAAAUCAUCGUUAGAGACGCAGAGGCAUUUGAGGCGGAUAUGGAAAGAAAGGCUAAGAUGACCGCAAUUGAAACCGCCGGAGUGCGUGGGAUUGAUAGCAGUAGCAAAACAGGGAAAGGCGUUCAAGUUCAAAUUGCGAAAGGACCGUCAGAAGAGGUCGUAGUGGAAGGCGUGGAUGAGAAAGAGAAAGGACCGUCAGAAGAGGUCGUAGUGGAAGGCGUGGAUGAGAAAGAGAAAGAGGAGAACGAAGAGAAGAGGUUGAAGAUACCGAGGAUGACGAGGAAGAUGAAGACGAAGAUGAUGAAGAAGAUGACUAUGGUUCUGACAAUGAAGGAGACGGAGAUACUGAUGGACCAGACGAUGACGAUGAUGAGCCGUGGCACAGCGAUGGAGUUGAGUACGAUUGGGACCGUUGGGACCAGUUUGUCAGAAAUGACGGGAAGAGAUCGGCUGACGAUGAUGAUUUUGUGGAUGAGCCACCACAUUUUUCGUCGAGGUAUCACAGUUUACCGAGAAGCGGGAAAUCCGCACCUUCGAAGGAGUAAUUGA